CAAAUCGAGCGAACGCAGUAGUUAUUUUGGAAGAUGAAAAACAUGGUUACCGAUUGCCAAUCCCGUUCGAAAAUCCAUCUUGGCGUAUUUUUUAUUGCACUAGUGCUCCUUGUUGUUUUAUUAGUUCAUCCGAGAACAGAAAUUUACAAUUAUUACCAACAAUCACAACGAAAUCAAUUGGACACUAAUGCUCUGAGUAAGUCCGGAGUUCCGGUCGUGAAUCACAAUUACAAUUUAAUAGGAGACGAUGUUCGAUUCGGCAACUUGAGCCAGUUUUUCGGGGGCCAAGUCAAAAGUGAAUGCACUUUAGAUUAUAUGAACAGCAAGAAAUUGCAACAGGAUCAUCCCUGCGUUAUCGAGACGAUCCGGCAACAUUACUUGAAUAAACCAUCACCACCGAACAUCCAACUGAAAUUGGAUUCUGACGACGAUAAGGACCGAUCGCCUGGUCAAACGGGUAUCAUUUUCAGGCUCUUGAAAAAUAAGACGAAUGGAUUCUUCGUAGAAUGCGGAGCCCUUAAUGGUGAAUACAUGUCGAACUCACUCGAUUUGGAAAGGAAAUAUAAUUGGGGCGGAAUACUGAUCGAAGCCAAUCCAAUUACUUUCCAAAAACUUCUGUCACGUAACAGAAAAGCGUGGACGUUGCCCAUCUGUCUUAGUUUAGAACCAUAUCCUACCGAGGUUACCUUUCAGCCAAAGAACGGUGAUCCUGGACACAGCCAUAUUGAAGGGGAAGCUGAAACAUUACAGAAACCUGGAAUACCGGGCGUCGAUCCUGAUGCGGUUAAAGUUCAGUGUUUUCCGUUUUAUUCCGUUUUGUUGGCAGUGGGGCGGACAGACGUGGAUUUUUUUAGUCUCGACGUCGAAGGACACGAACUGCAAAUUCUUAAGACCAUCCCCUGGCACAAAGUUGACAUUAAGACAUUGACUGUUGAAUGGGACAACAUGCCGGAAGGCCAAGAGGCGUUGUCUCGUUUUAUGGAAGACAGUGGGUUCAUGAGGAUCGGUGCAUUUGAUUUUAAGUUCACCAGAGAUGUCAUCUUCGUUAAAGAUUUGAUUAAUAUCUGAUGAACAAUUCGGUGUUUUACUAGUCUCUUGUCCACUGACCGGAUUUUGCAAUGCAGGUCCUGUUUCAAUUGAUGCAAAAUA
Messenger RNA from Daphnia carinata, 1149 nucleotides. Its product is annotated as protein Star-like. The coding region runs from base 34 to 1068 and encodes 344 amino acids. The transcript is spliced from 5 exons. NCBI's taxonomy places the organism in Eukaryota, Metazoa, Arthropoda, Branchiopoda, Diplostraca, Daphniidae. The record is from RefSeq and is a predicted model, not a curated record. Gene Ontology annotation, molecular function: S-adenosylmethionine-dependent methyltransferase activity.